CCCCAUCCAUAAUUUUAUUCCAGGAGGAAAUGGCCGUGAUGGGCGACACCUCCACUGCCAUGAGGGACCCAGUUUUCUACCGUUGGCACAAGUUCGUGGACGACACCUUCCAAGAGUACAAGUUGAUGCAAAGACCGUACACUGAGCAGGAUCUAAACCUUGCGGGCGUGAAGAUCGAGCGCGCGGGCGUGGUCAGGAACAACGAGGCGGACGUCCUCCACACGGGCUGGAACACGCGCCUCUUCGAAGCCAGUCGCGGGCUGGACUUCAACGGGCGGCCUGUCAUGGUGCGCCUCACACACCUCGACCACGAGCCCUUCAACUAUCACCUGCAGGUGAGCAACAGCGGACGUGGGGUCAAGGAAGUGACAGUGAGGGUGUUCCUGGCCCCGAAGCUCAACGCCCGAGGCCAAGAGAUGAGCUUCAUGGAACAGCGCAUUCUGUGGGCCGAGAUGGACAAAUUCACCGUCUCCUUGAAGCCAGGCAGCAACCACGUCGUGAGGUCAUCUAAGGACUCCUCCAUCACGAACGCCGAGGAACUGACCUUCAGGGACCUUGAGAACGCCAACAUCGAUCCAGCUUCUCCUGAGGCCACGGGUUUCAACUUCUGCGGCUGCGGGUGGCCUCAGCAUAUGCUCCUCCCCCGUGGACGACCCGAGGGCAUGCCUUUCCAGCUCUUCUUCAUGCUCACCGACUAUGCCCAAGAUAAGGUAUUUCCUGGGAUUGUGUACGAUCAGCUGGUCGAUUCUGAUUGGCGUAUGUGAAUGAAUAUAUGUACU
Molecule: messenger RNA, 779 nt
Organism: Penaeus vannamei (Pacific white shrimp)
Lineage: Eukaryota; Metazoa; Arthropoda; Malacostraca; Decapoda; Penaeidae
Source: RefSeq, a predicted model, not a curated record